UAGCCAAAAAGACUUUUAAACAUGUACGCGAAGAUACUUGAUGCAAUUCCCCCAAGCCCAUCUCAUUGCUGGCUAACCAUUACCUCCAGUACUAUAUACAGCCGCCGCAACCAUCAAAUUACCACAACUAGACCCAUCCUUUGAAAAGCAUAUUUCAACCCAAACCGCACAGUCAAAACAAUACUAUCUACCUGCACCACCAUGUUGCACCAACUCACCUCAAUUGGCCGCCUGGCCCAACACACCACCCGAACCCGGACCUUUCAACCCGUUACUCGCACCUUCCGCUCCAUCGCACCGCUGCGCACAACCCAUCAGCAAAAGAGCGAAACCCAAUCUGGAGAUCGCAAUGUCCUCGACCCUCAGCGAUCGGAGAGCUCCUACACGGGCACAGAUAGCGAAGUCGCGGGCCACGAUGCAGCCUUCGAUCCCAGUAACACGUCACCGGAAGGCCAGGUCGAGCAGGCGCAGAAGGAGUCCGAGCAGCAGGGUAAAGUGAGUAACCCUUUGGAUAUGAGUCCUGGAAACAAGGAUGCUAGCCAUGCGAGGCCGCCGCAGGAGGGAGGUCCCGAUCAUAAUGCUGAGAAGGCGGGGCCGAGCUCGAGGGGAUGGACGAAGAAGAAUCGAGAGGUGAGGGAUGGGAAUAGGAAGUAUUAAGAGACCAGGGCUAUUGUAUAGACUCUGCAUUUCCGUGUUUAAAUUGUGUCAUGUAUGAAAGUGCUCACUUGUUGCGUUGCGUAUGAUAUUAGAUCUAAUGAGAAUCUCGUUGAUCUUCUGUGUUUGAAAUAUAUAUAUUCGCAGGCCUAAGAGAGUAGUUGUUUCGUACAUCGUCUCCAUGAU
Aspergillus welwitschiae is the source of this 840-nucleotide messenger RNA. RefSeq lists its product as uncharacterized. The transcript has a single exon. Bases 202 to 657 code for a protein of 151 amino acids. The record is from RefSeq and is a predicted model, not a curated record. Lineage: Eukaryota; Fungi; Ascomycota; Eurotiomycetes; Eurotiales; Aspergillaceae.